Messenger RNA from Lacerta agilis (Sand lizard), 1708 nucleotides. RefSeq names its product serine/threonine kinase 26 (gene STK26). Bases 191 to 1441 code for a protein of 416 amino acids. The transcript has 12 exons. Gene Ontology annotation, molecular function: protein kinase activity; ATP binding. The record is from RefSeq and is a predicted model, not a curated record. NCBI's taxonomy places the organism in Eukaryota, Metazoa, Chordata, Lepidosauria, Squamata, Lacertidae. Gene Ontology annotation, biological process: protein phosphorylation.
CGCCGCCGCCGCCGCCUGGCCGAUGGCUCCUUCACGCCGCUAGCCCGGAAGGAGAGAGCGCGAGGAGCACGGAGAAGAGCCGAGGCUCGGUUGCAGCUGAAGCAGUAAUAGCAGAGGCGGUGGUUACCCGGCAGCAGGAGGAGAGGCCUCUGCAAGGAGGAGAGAGACCAAAGGAAGGGUUGAGAUCACCAUGGCCCACUCCCCUGUCGCCAUGCAGGUGCCUGGCAUGCAGAAUCAUAGAGCGGACCCUGAGGAACUCUUCACAAAACUGGAACGUAUUGGAAAAGGCUCAUUUGGAGAAGUCUUCAAAGGAAUUGAUAAUCGGACACAACAAGUGGUUGCUAUAAAAAUCAUAGACCUGGAGGAGGCAGAAGAUGAAAUAGAAGACAUCCAGCAAGAGAUAACUGUGCUAAGCCAGUGUGACAGCCCUUACGUGACAAAGUACUAUGGCUCUUAUCUAAAGGGCACAAAGUUAUGGAUAAUCAUGGAAUACUUAGGUGGGGGAUCAGCACUGGAUCUGCUCCGUGCUGGCCCAUUCGAUGAGUUCCAGAUUGCUACGAUGCUCAAGGAAAUACUGAAAGGGCUUGACUAUCUACAUUCAGAGAAGAAAAUUCACAGAGAUAUAAAGGCUGCCAACGUGUUAUUGUCAGAGCAAGGAGAUGUGAAGCUUGCGGAUUUUGGCGUUGCAGGGCAACUGACUGAUACACAGAUUAAAAGGAACACCUUUGUAGGCACACCAUUUUGGAUGGCACCAGAAGUGAUUCAGCAAUCAGCCUAUGAUUCAAAAGCUGACAUUUGGUCAUUGGGAAUCACGGCUAUUGAACUGGCCAAAGGAGAGCCUCCGAACUCAGACAUGCAUCCAAUGAGAGUUCUCUUUCUCAUUCCCAAAAACAACCCUCCAACCCUAAUAGGGGACUUCAGCAAACCCUUUAAAGAGUUUAUUGAUGCAUGUCUGAAUAAGGACCCGACAUUUCGUCCCACAGCGAAAGAACUUCUAAAGCACAAAUUCAUUCUGAAAAAUGCCAAGAAGACUUCAUAUCUGACAGAGCUUAUUGAUAGAUUUAAGAGGUGGAAAGCAGAAGGACAUAGUAGUGAUGAAACAGAUUCUGAUGGUUCUGAUUCGGAGUCUAGCAACAAGGAGAACAAUUCCCACCCAGAGUGGAGUUUUACUACAGUUCGGAAGAAGCCAGAGGCCAAGAAACUGCAGAACGGAACAGACCAAGAUCUCAUGAAAACCCUGAGCUGUUUAACGAUGAUAAUCACUCCUGUCUUUGCUGAGCUUAAGCAGCAAGACACCAAUAACGCAAGCAGGAAGAAAGCAAUUGAAGAACUUGAAAAAAGCAUCAAUAUGGCAGAAGCGACAUGUCCAGGGAUCACUGAUAAGAUGGUGAAGAAACUUAUGGAGAAGUUUCAGAAGUUUUCAGUUAAUGACUCCUCCUAAGAAACUUUCUAUCAGUGAUGCUGUUCCACAUGGACCCAGUAAUAGCCCACCAAAACCUACUAUAAGCUUGGCAAUGCUUUGUUCAUGAGCUCCUUGUGCCUUUUGGAUCAUUGCAACAUAUAUGAUGAUCGCGGAUUUGAAAGGACUUAACUCCACUAUUUCGUGAUGGGUAUACAUGCUUUUUUGUAUUUCCAGGACAUUCUUUUUUGUAAAGAGCAACUUUUAAUAUUGUAGUUUUCACUUAUUUAAUCCAGUUUAAAACAAAAA